AUGCGGCUGUGCGUGACGUACGAGCUCUCUGGCCCAGCACUGAUAAAAAGGUGUCAGCUGAGCCGAGGGCCAUCAAACAGCGAAGGAGCUGGCAAAGUCAGCCUCUUGAAGAAAGUACCGGCACUAAAGGAUGGAGACUUCACCCUAGCAGAAUGCACUGCCAUUCUGCUGUACCUGAGUCGAAAGUACAACACUCCCGACCACUGGUACCCAUCAGACAUACAAAAACGGGCCCGGGUAGAUGAAUACCUCUCGUGGCAUCAUGCUAACAUCCGGGCUAAUGCUCCUAAGACCAUGUGGAUCAAGGUGCUGAUUCCCCUCUUCACAGGGCAGCCAUUGCCCUCCGAGAAGCUCCAGGAGGUUAUGGAGGGGCUGUCCACUUCCCUGAAGCAAUUUGAAGAGAGGUUUCUGCAGGACAAGGCUUUUAUCAUUGGGAGAGAGAUCUCUCUGGCGGAUCUUGUGGCCAUUGUGGAGCUGAUGCAACCUGUUGGAGUUGGUUGCGACAUCUUUGAAGACAGGCCAAGGCUGAUGGAGUGGCGCAGGCGGGUGGAGGAUGCUGUGGGGAAAGAGCUUUUCUUCCAAGCCCAUGAGAUGAUCCUCAAUAUUAAAGAACUGAGCAACAUUCAAAUUGAUCCACAGCUGAAAGAGCACCUGGCACCUGUGUUGAUGAAGAUGUUGAAAUGA
Nipponia nippon (crested ibis) is the source of this 684-nucleotide messenger RNA. NCBI's taxonomy places the organism in Eukaryota, Metazoa, Chordata, Aves, Pelecaniformes, Threskiornithidae. The record is from RefSeq and is a predicted model, not a curated record.